GUGUGUGUAGUUUUGAUACAAGUGUAGUGUUUGUGCGUGUGACACACUAGUUGAAGGCGUGUUUUUUUGAGUGAUAUGCCUGGUAAGUGUGUUUUGCACAAGAAUUGUUUGGGUUGGCUCCCUUACAGAUGAGUGUGUGUCGACUAAUCACUCAGCCCGGCGAUCAGUAGGCACAUCCUGGCAUUGUCCUGCUGUGUGUGUGUUGGAUGCUGGCAGACUGUGGGCACUGAUUUGUCGACAGAAUGAUACUUUGUUCUUCUUGACCAAACCUGACAUGGGGUAGGAGGGGUGUUCAGAGAAAGCCACUGAUAGCUGGGCGGGCUGUGAUAUAAAUGCUUCUGGUGUUGCUGAAAAUCUUUGUCUGGGACUGUCAGAUCAUCCCGUAAUGUCCUGGCCAAUUCAACUCUGACUGAAUUUUCUUUUUUGAGGAAAACUGUGGAGAUGGUUUUAAAGGCAUUCUUGCAAGGAAUUUGUGUCUGCAUGUACAUAACAGCAUGUGUGGCAGGCGUGACGGGGCGAUGCAGUCUGUUUGGUCGAUACCAUGUGCACACGUUUGAUGGGGUUUUGUAUGAGUUUCCUGGAGACUGCAGCUACCUUCUGGCCGGGGACUGCAGCCAUCGCUCUUUCACCCUGCUGGGGGAUUUUCACAAAGGUAAAAGAACUGGAGUCACACUGUUUUUGGGUGAUGCUUUCGAGUUGCACCUUUCUGUGGAUGGAUUUCUCUCACAAGGAGAAAAAAGACUCUCUCUUCCCUAUGCAUCCCAUGCUGUGUUUGUUGGCUCUGAGCUGGGCUUUUAUAAGCUCUGGAGCGAAGAGUUUGGUUUCACUGUGACAAUCGAUAAUGCAGCCAACAUUGCUUUGACCCUGAGCAAGCACCACGCCAACCACACCUGUGGCCUCUGUGGCAACUUUAACGCCGCUACCGCUGAUGAAUAUACAGCUCAGGAGGGCAUUCUGACAGAGGACAGUUAUGAUUUUGCAAAUUCGUGGGCAGUGAAAGGGGCCGAUCAGUCUUGCCGACGUGUUUCAAGUCCCUCCAAGUCUUGCAACAGCACUAAAGGGACAGAGGCGAUUUUGUCCAGCUGCAGUGUGCUAAAAAGUGGGAUCUUCCUCCACUGUACCCACCUCGUCUCUCCUGAGGCGUUCUUGUUGCUGUGUCAGGCGGAGUCUUGCCACUGUGACCAGCAGGACGUAGAAGACUGUUACUGUCCGAUCCUGUUAGAGUAUGCUCGAACGUGCCAUGCCCAUGGGACACUUCUGCAUGGCUGGCUGGAGGAGAGCAAAUGCUACCCUAAGUGUCCAAUCGGGAUGGAGUACAGUGAAUGCACCAAGUCCUGCUCCACAACUUGCCACAGUUUAAAUAUACAGGAGGUCUGCAAGGAGGAGUGUGUGGAUGGCUGUACAUGUCCUGCGGGCAAAGUUUUGGAUGGGAAUCGCUGUGUGGAAGUAUCUGAGUGUUCCUGCACGCAUAUGGGAAAACAUUUUCCUCCAGGAUUUACAGUUUCCCAGGACUGCAACACAUGUGUUUGUCGACAUGGAUCAUGGGAAUGCAGCAACGAAGGAUGUCCUGGUGAAUGCCUGGUUGUGGGACAGUCUCACUUUAAGAGCUUUGACAACAAAUUUUUCACCUUCACUGGUGACUGUCAGUAUCUGCUGGCAGAGGACUGCACCAACAAGGACUUCUCCGUCAUAAUUGAGAAUGUACAGUGUGCUGACAAUCAGGAUGCUGUGUGCACUCGCUCAGUGACGCUCAGCCUGCCCUCGCUGGAGAACAUGACAGUAAAGCUGAAGCACGGAGGAGUUGUUUCCGUCAACAACAUGGACAUCCAAACCCCAAUGCAUCAUGGUCGUUUGCAUAUCCAGAGAACUGUGCAGUCGUCUGUUCGUGUGAAGUUUGGUGAUGAUCUUCGUCUGGACUGGGAUGGGCGGGGCCGUGUGCUCCUCAAGCUCACAGCACGAUGGGCAGGACAGACUUGUGGUCUCUGUGGGAACUACAACGGCAACCAAGGCGACGACUUCUUGUCUGAUUCUGGAUUGGUUGAAGCGAGCCCACAGGCGUUUGGCCAGACCUGGAAGAUAAACGGAGAUUGUGAAUCCACUCACAAAUACGACUCUGAUCCGUGUGCCAUCAACCCCAAAAGAGUGCGUUUUGCAGAAGAAGCAUGUGCGGUCAUCAUGUCGGAUGUGUUCAGCCCGUGCCACAUUUUGGUGAACCCGAGUCCCUUUCAGCGGUUCUGCCGCUAUGAUGUGUGUGCAUGUGGAGACGGUGAGAAGUGCCUCUGCUCUGCUCUGGCUGCUUAUGCAUCUGCCUGCUCUGCAAAAGGAGUCCUGCUGAACUGGAGAUCCCCCUCACUCUGUGAACUGGAGUGUUCUGGAGGCCAGGUCUACGAGGCCUGUGGGACGGUGUGUGACCGAACAUGCCUCUCUCUGUCCGGCGCCGAGGCCGGCUGCGAGGGGGAGAAAGUAUGCGAGGAGGGUUGUUUCUGCCCCGCUGGGAAAUACCUGAGUCCUUCCGGACAAUGUGUGACAGCAGACCUCUGCCCUUGUCUGCAUGAUGGACAGCUCUAUCAGCCAAGUGACGUCUACGCCGACCACAACAGCAUUUGCCACUGUGAGAAUGGCUACAUGCGUUGUAGCUCCUCUGAAGUGCCUUCCUUUCUGUCCGACCUCUUCUAUGAUGAAGAUCUUGGAUCACCCAGAGAGCGGCGAUCAGCACAGUGUCCGCCACCUCUUGUUCGCACGGAAUGUGGUCCAGGUGAAAAGGGCCUCGAGUGUGCCAGAACUUGCCAGAAUUUGGAUCUGCCCUGUGUCAGUCUUUCCUGCAUCCCCGGCUGCCUCUGUCCGCCAGGCACUGUACGUCAUCGGAGAGACUGCAUCGCACCAGAGCAGUGUCCCUGUUUCCAUAACAACAGGCCAUAUGCAGCAGGACAAACAAUCACUGUGGACUGUAACACCUGCGUGUGCGAGAACAGGAAAUGGCGCUGCACGCAGAAGCUGUGUGAUGGCGUGUGCCGUUCCAUAGGGGAGGGGCAUUACAUCACGUUCGAUGGGCUCAAGUAUUCUUUCCCAGGCCUCUGCCAGUAUGUCUUAGUCCAGGACAUGUGUCAUGGAGAAGAGGGCUCCUUCAGAGUGCUGGUGGAGAAUGAGGCCUGUGGGAUUGUCGGGCGUCGAUGUGCCAAAGCUGUCACGGUUUUCUACCAGGGCGGCUUGAUUGUGAUGCAGCAUGGAGAGGUGACAAUGAAGAAACCUGUGCCGCAGAGUUUCCAGGUGGAGAUAAUACGGUCCGGUCAGUUUUACACCCUCCUGCUGGGAAAGCACAUCUCCCUCAGCUGGGACAGAGGAACUCGCCUUCUGGUUCACAUCUCUGCAGCAUAUAGGGGUCGGGUUUGUGGUCUGUGUGGUAACUUUGAUGGGAACGUCAACAACGACUUUACAAGCAGCAACAACCAACUGGAGGUGGAUUCCUCACACUUUGGAAACUCAUGGAAGGUGAUUCCAAGCUGCGCUGAUGUCACACAGGUCCCUCUUCCCUGUGGUGACAACACAAUGAAGUUAGUCACAGUGGAGCAAUCUUGUCGGUUGAUCACCGGUCCCCCUUUCAAAGAAUGCAACAGCCAGGUGGAUGCAGAGCCGUACGUAGAGAUGUGUGUGGAGGCAGCAUGCUCGUGCCCAUCAGUGGGCGACUGCGCAUGUUUCUGCGAUGUUGUUGCAGCGUAUGCACAGGCGUGCUCAGAGAGAGGCCUCUCCAUCAGCUGGAGAUCCAACGAUCUUUGCCCAAUGAGUUGUGAGGAGCUAAACCCAAAGAUUCCAGGUGUUGGAGAAGAGUUAUGCCAGUGGAGAUAUAAUACAUGUGGUCCUGCGUGUCCCAUCACCUGCCAGCACCCAGACCCCCUUCAGUGCUCCCUCACAUGUGUGGAAGGCUGUCACGCCUACUGUCCUCCAGGACAACUCUUGGAUGAGGUGGCCAUGCGGUGUGUCAAUCCCUCCCAGUGUCAGGUGUGUGUACAUAAUGGCCAAAGAAUCUCCCAUGGCAACAAGGUCAUCCUAAAUCAUGAUAACCCCGCCCUUUGCAAGAUCUGCCACUGCGAGAACAACUCCCUAAGCUGCGAGGACUGUACGUCCCUGAGCAUGUUGACCACCCCAACGCCAACACCUUCUUAUGGCACCUUCACAACCCUGGCCUUUACCACCCUGAUGCCUGAAGGCACGUGUGAUCGAGCCAUGGAUCUGGCCUUCUUACUGGAUGGUUCGGAGGCCCUGAAUGAGGAUGAAUUUCAGGCAACUAAAGAGUUCAUUCUGGGAGUUGUUGAACGAUUCCGCAUGGGCUCAGCUCACACCCGAGCUACAGUGUUGCUGUACCAUUCUGGAGUCAAAACAUAUGACCUGCAGGUUCAGAAGUGGUUGUUCAAGAAAACUGUCCGCGAGCUUCAUUACACAGGAGGGGAUGCCGCCUUCUUGGAUGAGGCAGUCAAGUAUCUAGCCGUCAACAUCUACGACAAAAACAAGAGGGAGCACGCCGGACGAGUUGCGAUCAUCUUAACGGCCAGUGCAAACCCUCGCCCCAUCCGCUCCAUUGUCAAGAUGCUCAGAAAAAAGACCAUCACCACUCUGACUGUGGCGCUGGGUCCAGGGGUAAACAUGGCGCAGGUCAAUGACAUCACCAAGGCAAAUCCAGACAACAGGGCUUAUGUGCUGAGCAGCACAGCUGAGCUACCUGAUCAUCUGUUGGACCUCACAGAUUAUCUCUGUACUUUGGGGAUGGAGCCUGAAGUGGUGAAACCAAUCACAUCCGCACCCAGAAAAGCCCAGCAAGUCACAAAGAGCACUUCACCGACUCCUCCCCUGGAGCCAAAACCCACCAAAUAUGUUCCAAAGACUGAGUCCACCACAGCCUCCGUCUUGUCUCCUGUCACUACACUCCCAUCUCCCCUCAUUCCAGCCACACACGUGACAUUUAUCCUGGAAGGCUCGGAUGGUGUUGGAGAGGCCAACUUCAACAAAUCGCUCCUCUUCUUGGAGGAAGUUAUCUCCCGACUGACAGAAGAGGAGGAAUUGAUUCGCAUCACCGUAAUCCAAUACUCUGUGACAGUCACUGUGGAAAUCAGGCAGUGGGAGAUCAGGCAGCAGAGGCACCAACUGGUCCAACGGCUACGGCAGAUUCGCUGGCGAGGUGGAAAUAAGACCAACACUGGGACAGCUGUCAGUAAGACUCUCCAGGAACUGGAAACAAACCAGCCUUCACCUGGCUCCACACCUCCUCAGCUGGUCUUCCUUGUGACAGAGAAUCCCCCCACAGACACAGUGACACGUCCACAGUCGACAAGCACACAAACGCACGUGUAUCCCAUCGGUGUUGGACCAAACAUACACGAGAUGGAUUUGUUGCCAUUUAGCUCCCCCCAGCGUCCUCUGAUGGUGGAAGACUACAACCAUCUUUCCACUCUCGUCCACCGUGUUGUCAACAUCACACAAACCACAGUCAGACCGCGAUCACCCACCCUGCCGCCAUUAGUCUUACCGACACAUGCCAGCCUGCCGCCCACAGUUCCUUGUCAGAAGCCUGUAGAUGUGCUGUUCCUCUUAAGGGCCGGCGAGAACUUUGAGGACAUGAAGACAUUUGUUAGAGCUUUCAUCGCUGGUGCUGAUAUAGGUCUGAAUGGCACUCAGGUCAGCGUGAUUCAAUAUGGAGAAACCAACACGGUUGAGCUGUGGUGGAGGGAUCACCAGACCAAGUCCAAACUCCUCCAAAUACUUGAGAACACUCCGAGCAGGACCCCAGGAGUUCCUGCACUUGGAUCUGCACUGCGAUUCGCCGUUCAAACAUCAAUCGCAUCAAUCAGCGGUGGAAGAAUUGGAGUAGCAAAGGCAAUCGUGAUGUUGGUAACAGCCAAAUCAACUGAUGAUGUGAAAGAGGCAGCAAAUGAGGCUCUGGCAGCUGGUGUGUCAGUGUUCCCCAUAGGGAUUGGACAAGGCUAUGAUACGAAUGAGCUUACUGUGUUGGGUCGCCAUGGCAACCAAGAUAAUACUCUACACCUGAGCAACAUGGAUCACUUAUCUAUGUUACUAACUCUGGACAACACAUACAGAGAAAGAAUCUGCAGAGCUGGUCCACCAGGAAUCUGUGUUGAUGAUAAUGGAAAUGAGAGAAAACCUGGUGAAUCGUGGCUGCUGGACGAUGGAUGCCACUCUCUGCUGUGCCAUCCCAGUGGAGCAGUGACGGUCCAGAACCACAAAGUCAGCUGUGACAAACUAGAGCCGCCAGCAUGCAGAAACAACAUGGCUCCAGUUAAAGUCCAGGACACCUGUAGCUGCCACUGGGAAUGCCCUUGCAUGUGCAUGGGCAGCUCCACCAACCACGUCGUCAGGUUUGACAGCUUAGCUCUCCGGCUGGACGGAGAGGGCUUGUGCUCCUACACACUUCUCACUGUCAACGGUGACGGCGGCGAGGGGUCAGAGGUCAAACUCCACACUGGACCCUGUCAAGACACAACAAGUUACAAUCAGAUUUGCAUGAAAGCCAUGGAGGUGGCCCACGGACCACACAAGCUGAUGCUGAGGGAGGACAUGAGGGUUAUGAUUGGUCGGGAGGAGCUCGCCCUGCCGUGGCGGUUCUACGGCAUGGAGCUGAUGCGUUAUGGCGGAGUGAUGCUGCAGCUGAAAUCAAAUCAGGGCUACAUGCUGACUUUCACUCCUCAGAGCAACGAGUUCACCGUCACAUUUCAAAGCUCGGCCACCAGCGCUCAGACUGCUGGACUCUGUGGUGCUUGUGGAGAGGACAAAGCCAACAUCCUUUCUCUGCGUAACGGCAGCUCAACUACCAACCAGCCUGCGUUCAUCUCAGACUGGACUGUGGCUGGAGACGGGGGUGGUGUUUGUUUGCCAAAGCGGCAGUCUGUUUGUUUGUCUGGAGCAGCGAUGGGGUGUCAGGCCCUCCACUCUGAGGUGUUUCUGCCCUGUCACCCCUUCAUUUCUGUCCAGAUGUUCCUCACCAAGUGUGAGGAGCAGGCAUGUGAGGAGUCCGACGCGUGCGAGGUGAUAUCUGCCUAUGCACGGCUGUGCAGACAAAGAGGGGUGUGUGUGGACUGGAGGAGCCCCCACCUGUGUCCUUUAACGUGUCCGAGCUCCAUGGAAUAUGAUGCAUGUCGGACGGGCUGUGUAGAGGAUUGCGAUAGCAUCCAGGCAUUGCCAAGCGACUGGUCGGUUGCUAGGGGUAACGAGUCGUGUAUGGACACACCCACUGAAGGCUGCUUCUGCGCUGGGGGAACAGUUAUGCUUCAUGGACGCUGCGUCUCGCCAGAGGCGUGUGGACAGUGUGUCGACCAGUACGGACACACAUACAUACACAUGCAGAGCUGGGUACCAGACCAUAACCCAUGUUUGAUAUGCAUGUGUUUGGAUCAGCAACGCAUCAACUGCACUGCCCGGCCCUGCAAUGAUGUCAAAGCUCCAGAGUGUGGACCCUGUGAGGUUCUGAAAGAGAGGAAGGGCUCCAUGUGCUGCCCUGAGUAUGAGUGUGUGUGCGAUCUGGUGAAGUGUGCGCUGCCGGAAGUGCCCCAGUGUGUGGACGGUCAGACUCUGCUUCUAAAGAACCCCGGCGACUGUCAGCCUAUUCAUGAAUGCGUGUGCAAAAAGGAAGAGUGUGCCCUUCAACCUCCUCCAGACUGUCCUGCUCAUCAGCAGCUGUCAGUAAAAAAGACCAAGUGCUGCGAUGUUUUUGAGUGUUCGUGCAACUGCCAGAACUCCACGCACACCUGCCCCGCUGGCUUCAUGACAUCCUCCUUGAUCAACAACUGUGGCUGCUCAGAAACCAGCUGCUCACCUGACAAGGUGUGUGUGGUUGAUGGUACGGUUCACCCAGUGGGGAGUGAGUGGGAAGAAGGGUGCAAGAAAUGCAGCUGCACUGACCUGCAGGACAAAGACACUCUGCUCCACGUGGCCCAGUGCAAACCUCCCGUGUGUGAUCAGAGCUGUCCUCUGGGCUCAACGUACACUCCAGUUAAAGGUGAAUGCUGUGGGAAGUGCACACAAACCAGCUGUGUAGAGUCAGCAGGAGACAUGCGAGGGGACACUCUUAUUGGAGGAAAACUAAGAUAUGUUGGUGAGGUGUGGCAUCCUCCAUCUGACAGCUGCACUAUACAUCAGUGUGUGAAAGUGAAUGAUGCAGUAUUCAUCUCCACAACAAAUGUCAGCUGUGCUGUUAUGGACGCUCCAACCUGCCCACUGGGAGCCGAGCUGCACUGUGAAACUGUGGACUGCUGUCCUCGCUGCUACUGUGCCCCUGUGCACGCAUGCGUUCUCAAUCACACAGUGAUUGCAGCAGGGGAUCGGGUCAUGUUGGACGUGUGUACAUACUGUGAGUGUGCAGUGGAGAAUGGCCCAGUGAUGAAAUAUAAACUAUCCUGCAGGAAAACCAGCUGCCCCACCUGCCCCACGGGAUACACCCUGCAGAAGGAGGAAGGAAGCUGCUGCGGUCGCUGUAUUGCUACAGCCUGUGUAACACAGAAGAUGGACGGAAGCCUCAUCAGUGUACAAGUCAACUCAACUAAAGAGGAUGGAUGCAACCUGUACACAUGUGGUGUGAAUAAGAGAGGAGAUCUGGUCCUGGAGACUAAAAUGACAACUUGUCCACCUUUUAACCAGAAAGAUUGUCUGGACGAAGGGGGGAAAAUCGUCAACAUUGGAAAAACCUGCUGUGAGAUGUGUAAGCAGCCUGAGUGUCGAAAAACCGUGGGAACACUUAACUACAUCAAAGUGGACGACUGCCAGUCGGAGAAUCAGAUUGAGCUGCGUUAUUGUGAAGGAAAAUGUCGCAGUAAAUCCACGUACUCCCUGCAGAGAGCGGCUGUCGAGCAGGAGUGUGUGUGCUGUGCCGCUGUGGAGACGGAGCCUCUCAGUGUUCCGGUCCUGUGCACCAACGGCACUCGCAGUCACCACACCGUCCUGUCCGUCACCAAAUGUGACUGUCUGUCCAAACGCUGCACAUAG
Molecule: messenger RNA, 8985 nt
Organism: Oryzias melastigma (Indian medaka)
Lineage: Eukaryota; Metazoa; Chordata; Actinopteri; Beloniformes; Adrianichthyidae
Gene: vwf
Product: von Willebrand factor
Exons: 53
Coding region: 442-8985 (2847 amino acids)
Biological process (GO): cell-substrate adhesion; blood coagulation
Cellular component (GO): extracellular matrix
Molecular function (GO): protein binding
Source: RefSeq, a predicted model, not a curated record